AGAGUAGGUAAUUUUUUUAUUUGUUUUAUUUAUCAAACCAUGCACCAACAAAAUUUUGGGUUUUUUACAAUUCUAGCCUUGUUGUACAGUUCAGCAAAUACUCAAGACGUUAAAAACGAAACUGCAGGCAACACUGUAGGUAGAAAUCAGACUAAUACCAAUGACUACCCAAUAUUUCGUAUCCGGGACGGAAUACCGGCCAAAUCUGAAGAAGUUCCAUAUCAGGUAUCGUUCAAAGAUGGAAUCAACUUCAGAAGUAAACCACCUAGUUUGUACGGAAUUAACUUUUGCGGAGGCACCCUCGUGCAACCACAGAAGAUACUGUCGGCAGCGCAUUGCUUCUUCACAGAUGAAAAUGGCAAAAACAAGCCCAAAGACUUGAAUCACAUCGUGGCAGCUAUGGGCAAUGUCCAAAACGCGGCGUACUACUCCAGUGAGGACAGCCUACUGGCUGGUCAGUGGAGGCGGCUGAUAAACGCCAGCGUGCCCAGCAAUUAUAAGUUCCCUAGGAAUGAUAUUGCUGUCGUGUUUGCGUUAUCGCCGUUUGUGCUGAACUCCCGUGUGGCUACGAUACCGUAUGCUCGGAGGCACUCGGACCACUAUCAACACAGAUGCAUCAUAUCUGGGUACGGCAGAAUAAAUGAAUAUACAAGGUCUGCCAUUCUCUUGAUGGCAGCAGUAGACCUGCUGAGCACUAUGAUGUGCAAGUACCGCUCGCGGUCCUACACAACCUCCAUGAUCUGUGCCGAUCGGAAUCAAGCCGAAAUACUGGUGGGUGACUCAGGAGGGCCGCUAGUCUGCCGAGGCACGGGUGAGCCAGCGGAGGGUGGGCGGGGCAUCCUGGUCGGAAUAGCCUCAGGGGGUGAGAGGACCCCGGACGGAGUCUCGUUCUACACCCGGAUAUCCUCCUACAGAGACUUCAUCGAGAGUAAAGACGGCGCCAGGGUUUAUAUGUAUUCGAGUAAAAAUUAUCAGAGUCGUGUUUGCUGGUCGUCUUUUGUUGUGGUUUGGGGUGUUUUACUUUCGUUGGGAAUAUAGGUUUUUGGGCUGAUAAA
Molecule: messenger RNA, 1055 nt
Organism: Plutella xylostella (diamondback moth)
Lineage: Eukaryota; Metazoa; Arthropoda; Insecta; Lepidoptera; Plutellidae
Product: chymotrypsin A
Biological process (GO): proteolysis
Molecular function (GO): serine-type endopeptidase activity
Source: RefSeq, a predicted model, not a curated record